AUGCUUCAAACACGGCCUUCUUCCGCUGGUGGCAUGCUGCCUCCUCAGAACCAGGGCUCAUCGCAGUAUGCUGCCCAGCAGCCGCGCACCAGCUUCUACGGAACAUCUAAUAACAUGGGGGCUGCUCCUGUGCUCUACCGCUCCUCUACGGCACCGAUCCAGCCAUAUGCAUUCACGUCUACCCCGAGCCUUCACGCCACAAAUGCAUGGCAACCUCAAAUGCAGCAGCACUCACAAUACACCACGGCCGGCAACCCUCGGACCUCUGCCACUGCUCCUCAAUUGCCCAGAGUGCAGAGCUUCGACAGUGCUCAGAGCCUUGCACGGAUCAGCCGCCAGCCCGCCAGCGCCUCCACGAACAACCUGGCUACCGGCACACCUGCCGCGAACCGUUUCGUAGGCAGCCGCGACGACUCAUCAUUGCCUGCCCAGGGUGUUCGUCGGGUGUCUGCUACACCGCGUCCUCAGUCCGCCGCCUAUCUGACUGGUUCUGCUCCGCAGCUCUCAUUUACGCAAGCGAUUCCCGCUCGUCCCUCCCCAGACAGAUACAGGCGGCCGGCUGGCAACUCGUCGCAGCAACAGCAGAAGCAGGCUUCACAAUCGCAGGCCUCUGCUGUGCCUUCCGGUUCCGGCAUGGCCAGCGUUGGCCACCUGUACGCCUCGAACGGCGGCAGCAACAGUAGCCUGCCCGACCAGCAACAAAAGUCCUCAAUGCUGCGCACGCAGCCUCUAUCUCAGCUGGGUGCGGAUCCACGCCGGAACAGUUUCCACGACAAUAUGCUGAGCGGUUUGGCUGCCGACGACAUCCAGCUGCAUCGCCAGUCCGGUGAUGAUGUGAAGCGGUUCCGUCGCCGUAGCAUGUCGUCUCUGAGCGCCUCCGAGUACACGAUUGCCCCUGUUCUGCCAAGGCCCGAGGAUUUCCGCCGGCAACAACAGCCUGCGCCAAGGAGCCCCAUCAAGGAAAAGCUUCUGACGCCCGUGAACUCGCACCAACCUGUGGUGCAUCACACAAAGGCCGGCAGCUCAGAGAGCAUUGCAUCCCACCGCAGCAGUGGCUCGCGUCCAUCUGUAAUUAUUGUCAACCAGAACGAUGCGCUUACCGACAAGAACAAAGAAACCCCGAGACUCAUCAACAUCCCGCCCCGCAUCUCUUCCGAUGUCACCAGCCGUCUGGCUAGUACGCUGUCGUUCACUGGCACACCUGUCGACGUUGGUAGCGAAGGCAGCGAUGCUGGCGGUUCAAUUGUAACGGCCCCUCCCGCCAUCAACCAAAACGGCAACACAGCUAGCCCGGCUGGUAGCAUCCGCGAGGCUCCGGCGGCCCGGCCGUCUGGGAUGCCGAGCCACCUUGAGAGUCCUGCAAUGCGCCACCUUUCUGCUAUCAACCAGAAGGGCGGCAGGCUUCGGAGCAAGACGUCAAAACUCCGCCGUGCGUUCUCUUUUGGUAGCGCUGCCGACUUCCGCAAGGCAGAUGGUCCGGACGAAGAAACUGAAAACGUGACUUUGCCGAACAAGUUGCAGAAGGAGAUGACCGACCAAGAGGCGUACGAUGCUGAGCAGGCUCGUAUUGCGCAGCAGCAGGAGGAGGGCGGCAUUGGCAGCAGCAUUUAUGGCGCCAAGAUCUUUUCGGGCUCGACCGACAACUUGUCCAUCUCAUCGACGGCUUCGUCUGCAUCCAUCAUGAUUCGCAAAAUGGGUCGUGGCAUGAAGAAGAGCACGCGGUCGCUUGUCGGCCUGUUCCGGCCAAAGUCUGUCAUUGGUGUUCCGGCUGCAGACGGACCAGUGGCCAGCCCUGUCACAACGUCCAACGGCGAGGCCGUUGAGGCUACUGUUUCGAUGGUGACGGUGGAGGCUGAGCGCGAGCGUGUCAAUGUCAACUCGGACCUUCACGAUAAAACCGGCGGUGGUACUGGCUUCCCGCGGCUGGAGAGAAACUCGAUUGAUGCCUCUCGCAUCUCCAUCACAUCUGACCGCCUGGAUAGCUCGGGCACCGACAACUCGGCGGCGGCGCGGAAGAGCAUCAUUGAGGGCGACAAGGAGCGUGCUGAGGUUCUGGCGGCUGUCCGGAAGGGCAUUCUGAAGAACACCAGCGGCGCCUCCAACCCAUCGCGAAGUCCGGCGGACAUGCGUGGCCCCGCCCUUGAGCUGUACAACCCGCCUCCCAUUAGCGAAUCACCGGCGUCGAGCGCGCCUAGCACGCCCAACGAUGAUGUGCAGGGCCAUAAACGGACGGGCUCUGUGGCUAUUGGCGGCGAGGACUAUUUUGUGUCGGCGCUUCGUCUGCGCAACGACAGCCGCAGUGGUAGCAGCACGCCGCAGGGCUCUAUGAAGCGGUCUGCUACGUUCAGCCCCCGUAUUGUGUUCUACGACACAUGGCACAGCCAGGAGUACGACCGCCGGGGCGAGAUUGCCACCUGCAACCGCCUGACACCUAUGCUUGCUCAGCAGAUCAAGGAGGAGCUGAACAGCUUUAAAAUGGAAAUGGAGGUUCACGAAAACUCGAAGAUCUACACGCACUUCUUCUAA
Molecule: messenger RNA, 2526 nt
Organism: Sporothrix brasiliensis 5110
Lineage: Eukaryota; Fungi; Ascomycota; Sordariomycetes; Ophiostomatales; Ophiostomataceae
Exons: 3
Coding region: 1-2526 (841 amino acids)
Biological process (GO): actin cytoskeleton organization
Molecular function (GO): actin binding
Source: RefSeq, a predicted model, not a curated record